Messenger RNA from Trichoderma aggressivum f. europaeum, 1899 nucleotides. RefSeq lists its product as uncharacterized. Bases 1 to 1899 code for a protein of 632 amino acids. The transcript has a single exon. The record is from RefSeq and is a predicted model, not a curated record. Lineage: Eukaryota; Fungi; Ascomycota; Sordariomycetes; Hypocreales; Hypocreaceae.
AUGGUGCGGCGCACGCAUCUUGCGACUCCGAGAAGUCGACGGUCAGCCCACAUAAGAAGCCCCAGCUCGGCCCCACGACUGAGUCGCCACACGGCUCUUGAUCUUCAUCAGACAGUUGAUGGUCGUGUUGAACGUCGGAUGCGUCGCAAUGGUUUCCGUGAUUUACUUCACAAAUUCGAGCAGGAAAAACGCCGCAAAGAACAGACGGCUCAAGCACAGAUUGCCCGGCUCAAGGCUGAUGUCAGGGCCAGAGACAGUGAGAUUUACGACUUACGGAAUGCAACGGUCAUCAUGGACACAGAGAGGGUAUGGCUCCUAGAACGGCAAGUUGAAGAACUCAAAGACGAGCUUUCCAGGAACUCGGUUAAAGAGGGGGUGACUCAGUAUUACAGCUGGGCGAAGUCAUCAAGUGAUGCCUCAAAAAACGAUUUAAUGGAUACGGCUCGAGAUGAUGAUCACUUCGGUGACAGCACCAUGUUACAGUUGCAGGCCAGCACACCGGCAAGGGCAAGAUCCUCGUUUAUGACUCCUCCUGCAACAGGUCCACGCAUGCUUGCAUCUCCAUGCUCCCGGGCUGCCUCACCAACACCCUCCUCUCGCGAUACUCCGUUGUGUUAUCCGGACUCAAAUAAGCAACUACUUGAAGAGGAGAUUGCAUCACUGCAUUUUGAAAUGCACAGAUUGACAGCGACUUUGGAUUCAUAUCAUGCUCUUAGUGCGCGCAUUGGCGAUGCGCUAUCAAAUGGCCCUUCGGAGAGAAGCCGAGCCUUUUCUACCCUUGAGACCGUCGAGAACCAGGUCCAGUUACUGCUACAAACCAUGUCCGAACGGGCUACCGCAGCUUCACAUCUCACGUCUGCCAUUAGCGAGUUGGGGUUUCCCGGCGAUGAUGUGAGCGAAAUGGUUUUGUCGCUCGCGGCUGGCUUUCGAGCUGCUCGUAUCGAGCUAGAGUAUUUCACACCGGGAGAGGUUUCUUUGCCGCUCACUUCCCGCGGCGCGCAGGUGCUUGAUCUUCUGCUAAUGCGUCUGAGAGACCUGGCAAAGAAGUCCAAGGAAGAUGACGAGUCAAUUAACGAGUACCAUGAGAUUGAGCAAUCCCUACGCAAACAACUUGACUCACGAGUCUCCGUCAUGGAUGAGCUCAAUGAGAAGAUCGCGGGAGUAUACCGUACGCUCGACGAGAAAGACAACCGUGUCAGAGAGCUUGAGGUUAGCAAUGACCGACUCAAGGGUGCAGUUGACGGCUAUGUUCGCGACAUCGCAGAGCUUGAAAAGCUCGUAGCACGAAUGGAGAAGGAGCAUCGAGAAUCUACAAACAUGCAUAUCUCUCAGCAGAAGUCGAGUGAAGAUUCAAUCGCGGCCAAAGAUACUAUCAUCGCCGAACUGGAAGCUAAGAUUGAAAAAGCAGUCGUCCAAACCGCAGAGCUCCUCAAAGAAAUGAGCGCUACAGAAGUUUCUCUGACUAGGCAGACGGCUGCUAUGAGUAGACAGCACAGAACAGCACUCGCACUUCGGGAUGCGCGAGUCUCCGAGCUGCGAGGUGAUAUUGACAGGGUCAACGUUUCGCUACAACUUGCGCAAGAUACCAUUCACGCUCUUCGGAGAGAGAAUAGCGGGAUGAAGGGUCAGAUGGAGGAAGAGAGGAAGAAAGCCAAACACGCUAUGGAUUCGAUGAAGGAGGAGCUGCAGAGAGUCUUGCGAUUGAGCCAGAGUUUCCUUGGUGAGCCUAGUAUUGGUGAUCCAAGCAGCGAGUAUGGUAGUAAUGAACCAGAUACGCUUCGGACGGUUGUACGCUCGGGAGAAUACUUGGAAAGCUUGCGGCGCAGAGGGAGUAGAGUAUUGCGGAAGAGAUAUGAUAGUGGUCUGGAGCUUCUCAAUGAGGAUGAUGGGGACAUUUGA